GAUUUCCAGUGUUGAUAGUGAAUAUCGGAACGCAACCAGGAUAACCUUACUGCUUGAAGCAGCAUGAAUCAAGAACACGGUACGCAGCGGCGUAACAAAGAUAUUUUUUGACAGUUACUCUUUCAGCACAUGUCGUAAUUUAAGUUAUCACUAAUAAUGGUUUACUAUUUUACAAGCGAAGUGGUGCAGCCAUCGGUUACAUUGUUUAUGGGAUUUGACAAAUACGAGAAUGAAGAUCUUAUCAAGUGGGGUUGGCCAGAGGAUGUAUGGUUUCAUGUCGACAAAUAUUCAUCUGCGCAUGUAUAUCUUCGACUACAACAUGGUCAAACAAUAGAUGACAUUCCCAGCACAGUGCUAGAAGAUGCUGCACAAUUAGUAAAAGCAAAUAGUAUUGAAGGGAAUAAAAUGAAUGACAUUGAUGUGGUAUAUACAAUGUGGUCAAAUCUGAAGAAGACACAAGGUAUGGAGGUUGGCCAAGUUGGUUUCCACAAAGACAAGGAUGUUCGUAAGAUUCAUGUUGCAAAGCGGAUGAAUACCAUUGUAAAUCGUCUCACUAAGACAAAACGUACAGAACAAGUAAACUUUAGAGCAGAAAGAGAACAGAGAGACAAAAAUGAAAGAGAAGACAAGAAAAAACUACUAAGAGAACAGAAAGAGAGAGAAAAAGCUGAGGAAAAACGACGUCAGGAAGAAGCUGAAAUGAAAAGCUAUAAUUCCUUAUUUAACACAUCCAAUAUGACAUCGAAUACAGAAACCAGUGGAUAUGAUUCAGAUGAUUUUAUGUGAUUAAAACCAAUAUUCACAUUUGCAAUAUGUGCCUGAUAUAGAGAGUGCGCACUCUAUUAAGUACUCACGGCUGUUCUCGUCGGAAAUACACAAUCGUACAUAUCGAUUCCUAGCGCGCAGCAUACAACCAAAUCGACAGCGAAUCCGACGCCCAUAAGAUAACGCGGUUUAUUUUUGGGAAGUAUAUCUGUCGAAAGAUGCACCAUUCUCCAAAAAUCAUCUUUGCUCUCACCACCACUGCAAAUCGUUAAAUAUGAUUGCCCUUAUGCGAUGCGAACUGUGUAUAUUGUAUGUAUAUUAUAUAAGUGUUUAUAUAUUCCAUAUAAAUUUUUUCUGUUCCAACAUGUGUAUUAUUUAAAUUGGCGGAUAAUCUGAUGGCUCACCUCAAGCCUCCUACAGCGUAACCAUUCACAUCUCGUUGAAUCAGUUGGCAUGCGCUCUCGGAUCGCAAUUUCGGAUCGAGACCACCUUGCACGAUCGGGAAUAUGCUCUGUUCGUUUGGUCGCUCAUGUGCUGACAAACAACGAUCGAACCAACGUGUUGUUCUAAA
Molecule: messenger RNA, 1336 nt
Organism: Harpegnathos saltator (Jerdon's jumping ant)
Lineage: Eukaryota; Metazoa; Arthropoda; Insecta; Hymenoptera; Formicidae
Product: coiled-coil domain-containing protein 25
Exons: 6
Coding region: 157-786 (209 amino acids)
Source: RefSeq, a predicted model, not a curated record